This is a messenger RNA of Sciurus carolinensis (gray squirrel), 6201 nucleotides long. It is a transcript of the gene Ttpal, whose product is annotated as alpha tocopherol transfer protein like. The transcript is spliced from 7 exons. Gene Ontology annotation, cellular component: membrane. NCBI's taxonomy places the organism in Eukaryota, Metazoa, Chordata, Mammalia, Rodentia, Sciuridae. The record is from RefSeq and is a predicted model, not a curated record. Gene Ontology annotation, molecular function: phosphatidylinositol bisphosphate binding. Bases 1570 to 2598 code for a protein of 342 amino acids.
CAGGUUUGCCCUUUGUCAAAUGCAGAUCCACAGGUGCCCCCACCUCCCAGGGCUAGAGUGAGACUCUGGCCACCAGUGCCAAGGCAUGGGCACCCAAGUGGCCGACACUCCGGAGGGGGACUUAUUGCCAACAGGGACUCUGGAGGUCAAAGAAGAAACAGGGGUGAGGGCCCGCAUUCAAUCCUCAGCUUGGAGAAAACCCAAAUCUGAACCCAGGAUGGGAGACACACUGCCGUGGGUGAGGGCACAAACCUGAGAGCCAGGCUGCCUGGGUUCAGAUCCAAACUCCUCCACCACUUCCUGUGUGGCCACAGGGAACUUCUGGGAGUCUCAAUUUUAUUCUCGUAAAAUGGGAAUAAUCAGAAGAGGGAUUUGAGGAUUCAAUUCAAUUAGAUGCACUGGAAACAGUGCCUGGCAGAUAGAAAUCGGUCAGGAUGUUACUAUUUCUAAUUGGUCAAAUGAGCUUCUAAGGUGCUGAAAUCACACAGGAAUCCCAGAAAUGGUGAAUGAGAGGGCAGAGUGUCAAAAGUCAAGAUUCCCAGGCCACCCCCACAUUCCUCCCAACACACAGUCUGGCACCCAGAAGAAACAUUUUCCUGGGGAUCUCCUGGGUCACUUCCCUCUGGGACUUCCCUUGUCCCUGAGGCAGAGAAAGGAAGAAAUUAUUUAAGGUCAUCCCUUUGGAUCUGAAGUUCUUCUGGAUCACCGGAAUUUCUCUCUAGAAAUGGUGCAGCGUCUUUACUCUGUCUGAGACCGGAACCUAGGAGAUUCGACUCAAAAUUGCAGUUGCACAAAACAUGUAUAUGUUGGGGGGCGUUAAUGGACUAGAUGUGAUGAUAAUAAAUCCUUUUUUCAAACUACCGUUAUCUGGAGGGCACUUCAUGAAACCUAAAGCAGGAGAGAAGUAAUUAUCAAAUCAGGAUCAGAUGAAGAAACCGAGGCCAAUGAAGAAGAGGAGCUUGUCCAAUUUCACGCUGCUAAUGACAGACCCAAGGUUGGAAAUCUCUCCCCCUGUGAAGCAGCCAGUCCCCAGGGAAGCUGCGAUGGGAGGAAUUCUGGAAUGCUAAUCCUGAGGUCUGGGUUUGAAUGUCUUUUCUGCAAUGGAUUGCCACUUUCCUCUUCUUGAAACGGGGGAAUUGCACAAAUACGAGAUUUAAUGCGGCAUGGAGGAACACACCAGGUUCGUGGUAGUACGUUCUAGGAAAAGAGCAGCUUCUUUCCUUCCUUAUCUUCUCUGGACCCGGUUCCCCAUUCACACGGCGAACCAGACAGGCCGCUCGCGCUCCCGCUUCCCCAGCAGACAGCAAAGGUCCCGCAGGGCGGAGUCGCGGCCGCCAGGUGGAGACAAAGCUCUGGCAACGCUGUGAGAGGUCGCACAUGCGCACUCCCGAGCGGCGCCCCGCCUUCCCACGCCCUGCACGUCACUUCCGGCGCGAGGGGCCGGGCUGGCCGGGCGAGGAGUGCGGGUCGGUUCAGUGCGCGCUGCCAGACGAGGCUCCCGCCGCCGAUUGACCCGCGCUCCGCCCCGCAGCCCGGCCGUUGCUGCGAUUACAGGGACCUUGGUAGCUAAUGUCAGAAGAAAGUGACUCUCUGAGAACCAGCCCUUCUGCGGCCUCGCUCUCUGAAAAUGAACUGCCACCACCACCCGAGCCCCCUGGCUAUGUGUGCUCCCUGACAGAAGAACUGGUCACCAAAGCCCGGGAAGAGCUGCAGGAGAAGCCAGAGUGGAGGCUUCGGGACGUGCAGGCCCUGCGGGACAUGGUGCGGAAGGAGUACCCCAACCUGAGCACAUCCCUCGAGGAUGCCUUCCUGCUGCGCUUCCUCCGCGCCCGCAAGUUUGACUACGACCGGGCCCUGCAGCUCCUGGUCAACUACCACAGCUGCCGCAGGAGCUGGCCGGAAGUCUUCAGCAACCUGAAGCCAUCGGCCCUAAAAGAUGUCCUUGAUUCCGGUUUCCUCACUGUGCUGCCCCACACUGACCCCAGGGGCUGUCACAUCCUCUGCAUCCGCCCAGACAGAUGGAUACCAAGCAACUAUCCAAUUACUGAGAACAUCCGAGCCAUAUACCUGACAUUAGAAAAACUCAUUCAGUCUGAAGAAACCCAGGUGAAUGGAAUUGUAAUUCUUGCAGACUACAAAGGAGUGAGCUUAUCAAAAGCAUCUCAUUUUGGCCCUUUUAUAGCCAAAAAGGUGAUUGGCAUCCUCCAGGAUGGGUUUCCCAUUCGGAUAAAAGCAGUCCAUAUAGUGAAUGAACCUCGGAUAUUUAAAGGCAUUUUCGCCAUCAUAAAACCAUUUCUGAAGGAGAAAAUAGCAAACAGAUUCUUCCUCCACGGGUCCGACCUGAACUCUCUUCACACAAACCUCCCGAGAAACAUUCUCCCCAAGGAGUACGGGGGCACCGCAGGAGAGCUGGACACUGCCAGCUGGAGCGCUGUGCUGCUGGCCUCAGAGGACGACUUUGUGAGGGAGUUCUGCCAGCCGGUCCCCGCCUGCGACAGCAUCCUGGGCCAGGCGCUGCUGCCUGAGGGACUGGCCUCGGACGUGCCGUGUGACGACUCCGUGCGAGCCGUGAAGUCACAGCUGUACUCCUGCUACUAGUCAGUCCCCUGGGAGUGUCGCCAUGUUCACACCCUUUCAUCCGUAGGACUUAUGGUCUGAGGCCUCGGUCCUGCUCCUCGUGAUGAAAUGGCAGCAUGAGGAACCGUCUGAAGACCUUUGCGGGUGAGCCCUGCUUGGGGUGAGCCUUUGGUUACUUAGAUUAUCCAGGGAUGACAUGGAAAGUUUCCCCAGUGAGCCCCACACAUUUGGAUUUGAAGUUACAUCUAGUUCUUAUGCAUCUUGGAAGCAAGAAAAGUUAGGACCGAAGUCAUUUUGAUGCCACUUUCCAGGAGAAGACAACACAAGUGGCCAGUCAGCACUACUCCUCUGAAACAGCUUGGCCGAACCUGCAAGGUGGCCGGAUGUGAAGCUUUGGGAGUCUGCCUUUUAAAAGAACCCUGAAGACCCCGUUGCUCAUCAGGAAACUUCCCAUUCCAGCUCCAUCACCGGGUUUGGAAAGUACCUUGCUGCUUUGUGGAGCACCAGGACCUAAGCACCUCUUCCUGAUGAGAUUGGGAAGCCAGAGACUUCAGAGCAUCCCUGGGAUUCACUGGUUGAAUCUUGCAGUAGAAAUAUCCCCCAAACCCAUAAAGCCUUAGCCCUGAUUCAGUCGGGUCAGACCAGGUCCUAGAAGUAUAGAAUCUUGCUCAGUGUAAAACACUGGAUCCUAGGCUUGUGUACCUAAAAGAAUUCUGGCCUAGGAGUCAGAGACCUGGGCUGCGGGUAUGUGACUGCAUAAGACACGGGCCCCUGUGGGUCUCACUUUCUCACCUAGAAAACGAGGCUGGAUGAAAUGAUGCUGAAGGGCCCUUUGGGCACAGAGGUUCUGGUAUUUGGUUUAGCUACUAGUAGGUUAUCUGCCUGGAGAGAUGGCUGUCUAGAUAGAGGUGGUCACAUCUGGUUUCUUACUAUACACAGACCUUUCCAUGAAGAAGUAGUGCCAUCUGGUCCUGCCUUUAAAAAAACUAGUAUGUGCAUUCCUAGGACUCAGUGACCCAACUUCCUUUUUGUAGUGAUGGUUAAAUAUUAAAGGAUGGCUUCUGUGAGGUGACCUGAAUGUUGUAGGAAUUCCUUCCAUCCCUGAGACCCUGGUAGGAUUUGGUAAACCCAGCUACGGUGGUUACAGUACUUGGGCUUCUUAAAUCUCAUCCCUGGAAACAUACACACACAUGGGCGGGUUGUUGCUGGGUCACCUCUGGGGCCUCUGCCUUCCCAGACUCCCUGAAGAGUGACGGUCUUUCUGCUCUGGGAGGACCAGUCAGCCUGAAUGGCAGUUCUGUAUUCCAGCAUUUUAGACCCUACCUGUCAAGAUUUCAGCCUUAACCCAGCCAUCAAGUUAGGUGGUUCAUCUGAUGGAUUUUGAAGUGUUUCCUUUCAUAUGUGAUCAUGAUGUUAAGUAGUGGAAAGUACUAUUUGUCAUACCUGUACCUUCUCUCUACAUUUAUUAGAAUAAGCAGGCAAGGCAGACGGUUCCAUUAGGGAGAGAAACAGCACUCUGAAAAUCAAAGGUCUUUAUUACUAAGCUAUUCAAGUUUACAGCACUUUCAGAAAUGCUUAAUUUGUUGGUGGAAAUUAAUUUACUUACCUCAUUUAAUGCCAAUUCCAGGGAAAGUUCUUUCCACCGUAGAGACAACCCUGAAUCCUGCAAGGUCUUGGCUGAACUGGAAGUGCCAAAAUAUACCCCUCUGGCUUCCAUUAGUUCUGGCUGAAAGCGAUGUGACUGGCAUUGCUGAAUAGACCUAGGCUUCAGUAGAAUGGCAAAGUACGUGGUUCAGAACACAGAGGCCUGGAUGGGAAGUUGGUUAGAGACUCUCUUAGGUUCCAGAGAGAAAAUAUGUGUAUGUGAAGUGGGGGACACACACACAAACUGCUAGACAGAGGGAUGAACUUUUGGCUCCACCAAGUGACCAAGGUUUACAUCCUGCAUCACAUUCCUGGCCAAUGGCCCUUGUCUAUGUGACUAAACAUGGGGAUGGCCAGGCUCACCUGGAGAGAGAGUUCAAAGGCCAGAAGGGAUAUUGCUGUUUCCCCAGCCUUUCCAGUUAGGUGAGAGGCCUCAACCUAGAUUUGUCUGCCUCCUGGAGCUGCUGGGCAUCGUGCUGGCUCAAGAGAGAGAUCAAAUGGUCUUGGCACCUCAGGAGGUGGGAAGCAAGCUGCCAAUCCAGGACCUCCCUGGUGGAAAGCAAGGCAGGGCAGUGGGGCAACCAGUCGGGCGCAGCAGACCUGGCUUCAUGGUGGAUACACCGCGGACUAGGGUUCAAACACCAGGCAUAAACUUUCCCGUGUACAGGUAGAGAGGCAUUGGGCAGGCACAGGGAUAGAAACUAGGAUAGCUGAUUUCCAGCUACAUCCUGCUACAUAUGUCCCUGAACAGGCCCCUGAACACCCCUGAAUCAUCAUGACCCAGGAGACCUAUAUCCUGAACCCUAAGCCCUGUGCUCCUGGCUUCAUUACCACAGGGACAACCUUUUUUACUGCCAUCUGGGAUUUUAGGAAAUUCUGGUCUGAAUGUAUCAGUAAAGCUUCCAAAAUGAAUGUGUUAGCUUGGGACUAUGGGACGACUUUUCUUUCUCUUCCCCAAUUCCCCUACAGGACUUCUGGAAAACUUGGUUUCUUCCUAGAAAUCUAUUCUACCGUUAUGGGGAGAAACGAUGAAAUCUGUCAAAAAUGCACCCCUGGCCUCUCGUGCUGGCUUUCCUGCUUCUGGCUGCAAAGGUGGAUGUGGAUCCCUCCCCUUCAUCCUGAUGUCACAAGCAGUCACCGCUCUUGGUUUCUGAGCACUUCCUGUUAUAAGACACUGCUUCUGCAGGAGGAGCUGGGGUGCUAAGAGGCAUUUCCCCUGAAUUCGAGACUUACCAAGUGGGCAGUGUCUGUAAUGCUAUUUUCAGAUCAAUCAUGGGAUUUUUCUUUCAUUUGGGCAACCAAAGCUGUAGUACUGUUGUGGCAUUAUUACAAUACCUCAUUUAAAGUGGUCGGCUUUUCAGGUUUUCCUUUGAAACCUCCUUUCGUUUAGGAGGGAAACGGUAGCUGACGUGUGGCCUUCCUGCAGCCAUGACAGCAUGGAGCUGCUCAGGAAGGCUGCCAACCUGCUAGCAGCCCUCAGCACCGGCAACUGUUAGUUUUGAAAAUCUAAAUUCCUUUCUGCUCUCCUGACUCAGAAAUGAUUUGCUUGAAAUGCAAGAAAGAACCAUCAAAUAUCCCUUCUCAGCAGGAGCUUUCUUCACAGGAAAUGUCCAAGGGAUGGUGGUGAUUGUGAUGCAUUUACUGGUUUUCAGUUUAGCUGGUUUUCAAGAGAACUCUCACUGGGCAGCCUGUUGAGUCAGGUAGGAAGUGGCAGGCUCUUGUGGAUAUGCCUCUGGUACCACUCUGGGAGCUGGGUUAAUGUCCAGGUUUGGGGUAUCAUUUCAGCCAGUGGUCACAUUCCUUGCUCCAAACUGAAAUUCAGUUUGGCUUUGAGUGUGGAGACACAUGAUGGUGGCUUCAUCUGUUUCAGUGUUUGUUUUGACCAAAAGUUUAUUUUUCUAGUGCAUUUUUCUAAGUCAAAGUGGUGAAAAUAUGUAAUUUUAGUAUGCAUGACUGGGUCUUAAUAAAAAUCCUGUAAGG